CGGCGCGCGCCCGCCAGUCAUCGAGCGGCGGUCUUCUAAGAUGCUACUAUGAAGCUUUGAGAGAGAUUUUUAAAUUCAUGUGACAUGCGCUCUUAUAUUAAUCGUACAUUUUGAAUAAAAACAAGCGAUCUUUUUGGAUUUCAGUGAAUAAAUUAAGUGAAAGUGUAGUGCGAUUGUUAUUCAUUUUAUUCUUGCAAGUUAUUUAUUCCGAUUUCGAUUUACGCUUGUGCUGUGUUUAUGUUGGGAGCGCGGCGCCCGUUCCGUCCGGCGUGUUGGAGGGACGUCGCCCUCGAGGACUUCUUAUAGAGAUGAGGCGGAGGGAGGUACGUGAGGGUGCGCAGGUGAGGUGAGACGACGAAACAGAGCAUGGAUCACGCAGUGAAGGCGAUGUCGGCGCGCGGGCCGCUGGCGCGGUUGCUCGCGCGCCGCCGCUUCGAAUCCGCCGAACUAGAAGAGCUGUAUGCGCGCUAUGCGUGCAAGUUGCAGCGCUCAUCAGUGGGUUCCGCACUUGCACUCUGGGCCGUGCUCGCUGCUGCGCUCGCAGGCGUCGAUGCCACGAAAGGUUGGCGGAGAGCGCCACAGGUGGGCGUGUUAACCGCGCACGCCGUGCUAUGUGGCGGGCUCGCAUGGUGGUGCGGGCGCACCAGCAGUGUGGCACCGGAGAGGCGCUUACCGCGCGCUUGCUGGCUAGCUCUCGCGGGUGGUGGCACGGCUUUAGCCGCUACGCUGCCCGCUUGGAACCCUGGCGCGGCGGCAGAAGGCGCGGCCCACGUAGUCUGGGCUGUUUUCGCUGCCUACGCGCUAUUACCAGUAGGCGCGCCAGUUGCAGCCGCUUUCGGUCUGCUUCUACCCACCGCACAUACUAUCGCUGCCGCGUUGGUGGCCUAUCGCUUUCCGUACCACGUGUGGCAACAGAUGUUGGGCAACGUGGUUGUGUUCCUGUGUGUAAACGUGGUGGGAGCGCUGAUGCAUUCGCUCAUGGAGACGGCUCAGAGGCGCGCCUUUCUCGACACGCGCAAUUGCAUCGCGGCCAGACUCGAUAUGGAAGAUGAAAACGAAAAAUUGGAACGAUUACUGCUAUCCGUGCUGCCACAACACGUCGCUAUGGAAAUGAAGAAUGACAUAAUAUCGCCUGUCGAGGGACAAUUUCACAAGAUAUACAUUCAAAAGCAUGAACAAGUGAGCAUCCUGUUUGCGGAUAUCGUGGGGUUCACAGUACUCGCAUCGCAGUGUAGUGCUCAGGAAUUGGUGCGUCUUCUCAACGAACUCUUCGGCCGAUUCGAUCAACUGGCCAAUGAUAACCACUGUCUUCGCAUUAAAAUCCUCGGCGAUUGCUACUACUGCGUGUCGGGGCUGCCCGAGCCGCGCUCGGACCACGCGCGCUGCACCGUCGAGAUGGGGCUCGACAUGAUUGAUGCGAUUGCGUCCGUUGUAGAAGCGACAGACGUACAAUUGAACAUGCGAGUAGGUAUCCAUACUGGGCGCGUACUUUGCGGAGUACUGGGUCUUCGGAAAUGGCAAUACGACGUUUGGUCCAAUGACGUAACGCUUGCCAACAACAUGGAAGCCGGAGGCGAACCUGGUCGAGUGCACAUAACACAAGCUACAUUAGAAUGUCUCGGAGGAGCAUACGAGGUGGAGCCAGGACACGGAGCUAGUCGCAACGCCUACUUGCGCGAUCAUUCAAUCCAAACGUACUUUAUUAUACCACCUCCUAGAAGGAGAAAAAUGUGUUUAACAGCGGGUGUGGGACUGGGAUCUGGGUCACGUCGAAAGCUAUCUUUCAAAAAUGUAUCAAAUGUUGUAGUUCAACUUCUGCACUCUAUAAAAUUCAAUGUGGACGUGCCAUUUUCGAACAUGGCGGCUUCACCUCAAGAAUUAAAGGCCAACGCUGCCAGAAAGGUGCUGGACCUGCGGCGCGCGCUGCACGCGGAGCCGGGCUCGGCCGAGGCGCUGCGGCUGGCGGCACUGCGCGGCGAGCACGUGAGCGCGCCAGCCUCCGGCCCCGCGGCCGCCGCCCCCGCACCCGCCUCCGCCCCGCACCACCACACCUUCGACGCCGUCAUGCAGCACCACGCCCUCCGCACACAUGCAACGAAUAAAGUGACGGAGAAGUUUAAGCGGCCGCUGAAAAAGCGUCAUUCGUCUGUGUAUCAUCAGCCUACCAACCGCGUCAACAAGUACCUAGCGCAGGCGAUAGAUGCGCGCUCUGUGCAUCGAGAGAAGGCUACUCACGUACAUCUACUCACGCUCUGCUUUAAAGAUCUUGAUAAAGAAGCGCAGUACCGAGCCUCAACAGACGGCGGAUGGGCGGGGUCUCUCAGUGCCGCAUUAGGUGCUUUAGCGGCUGCAGGAGCACUUCAAGCUGCUAUUUUACCACGCACAACGAUACUUUUACUUCUUUUCGUGACUGCCUUUGCGUGGUCGGCUGCCGUGCUCGCUCUGACACUUGCAGCGCGACUGAGGCUUAUACCGUGCGAUGUAUCAAGACCAUUUGCGCUCAGAAAUGCAAUCACCACAUUUACCAUUGUUCUUGGUUAUGCCGUGGGCCAAGUUAAUGUUAUAACAUGCCGUGAAGUCAACGUAUGCAGAAAUUUAACUGAAAACAUAACGAUGGACGACAUUCGCUCAACUUCCGACCAAGUCUCAGCCGCGCUGUGGAGUAGUUCCGACCACAGAGCGUGUCCUAUCCCUUUAUACAUAACGCUCGGGUGCUGCGUCAGCAUGCUCGCUGUGGCUGUCUUCCUGCGGUUGCCGAUAUUGGUGAAGGGAAUCUUACUGGCAGUGAUGACUGCAGGAUACGUCACUGUGAUAUUGGCUUACCAUAAACAUUUGUUCGACUGCUACGAUCUCAUGACUGAUCCUGGAUCAGUUGGUUCUGCGUACGUAGCGUGUGCGUGGACACUGGCGUUAGCCUUGGCGGUGCUUUUACACGCUCGGCAGACUGAAUGGACAGCUAGACUUGACUUUCUGUGGCAGGUGCAGGCACGAGAUGAGAAAAGAGAUAUGGACGCCUUACAGGCAUCAAAUAGGAGAAUAUUGUUCAAUUUAUUGCCAGCACACGUUGCGACACAUUUCUUAGACAAUCAGUUCAGAACUAAUAUGGACCUAUACCACCAGUCAUAUCAGCGCGUAGGCGUAGUAUUCGCGUCCAUCACCAACUACCACGAGUUCUACAUGGAGCUUGACGGGAACAACCAGGGCAUGGAGUGUCUGCGGUUGCUGAACGAGAUAAUCGCUGAUUUUGAUGAGUUGUUAGGUGAAGACAGGUUCGACGCUAUAGACAAAAUUAAAACCGUGGGAUCCACUUACAUGGCAGCUGUUGGUCUCAUUCCCGAUAAAAAGAUGUCCGACGAUCCAAGCACUCGUAAACAUAUGGCAACUCUAGUCGAGUUCGUAUUUGCAAUGAGAGACAAACUUAAAGACAUCAAUGAUAAUUCAUAUAACAAUUUUAUGUUGCGAGUUGGUAUCAAUGUCGGACCGGUAGUCGCUGGAGUAAUAGGUGCCAGAAAACCUCAGUACGAUAUAUGGGGCAAUACCGUCAAUGUAGCUUCUAGAAUGGAUUCUACGGGCUUACCAAACCACACUCAAGUUACUGAAGAAGUUUUUCAGGUGUUAAAAGAUUUGCCCUAUCAGUUCGUGUGCAGGGGUAAAGUCAAAGUGAAAGGAAAAGGUGAGAUGACCACCUACUUUUUGACAGACAGAACACCGUCAAACGGUAACACGCAGAACUCUACAAAUAGUCAACCACAAAAUCCGCCAACGGCUUAUGGCGGAGUUGCGACUCCGCUUGCAAUGUUACAAAAUUCAGCAAGAAGAGCCGCAGCGCAACCUUCGAGACUACCGCCUGUUAGAGAAUCUUCAGUGGCCGGAGAAAAUGAGCCUCUCCUCCCUUCCAAUGGUCACCAAAGUAACGGAAAUAAUCACAAAGGUACCAAAGGGCGACGCAAUAAGGAGUCCGAAGAUACACCCCCACCUCCACCGCCGCACGGGAUCAAUGGCAAUCCUCGCUGGCCUCCGCCGCGAGCGCUAGUGCCGCCCUGGCCGCGGCCGCAGGAGCCCCGGCCUCCGACUGUUCAUAAAAGAAGACCUCCGACCAGACUGCCUAGACCUCGAUCUAGCGAGAGUUUACCUUUAGCGAGAAGUCCGCGAGUCCAUUCUUCGGCAGACGAAUUGAGUUCAAUAACGCGCUCACCGAGUCUCAGCUCCUCAGACGAGAGUUACUCUCGAACCACUGACGCCUCCCCCUCACCUCCUAGACCGACGCCUUGGCUGCCCCCUCCCCGACCGCGAGCCGAUCCUAAUACCGCAUACGACUAUCCGCCUAUUCGAUUAAAUAAACCGACACCAAAUAUAAUUAAUGAAAUUUACGCAAAACAUAAAAUUAAUAAGAAGCCAUCCCUCGACGGAAAAAUCACUGACGGUAGCUUAAAUUUUCAAAAAGAGGGAGAGAAGCUGCAGAGGAGUAUAAUUAAUAUGCUCCAAGCCUCAGUCAAAAGAGACGGCUGCAGUCAGACGGAUAAAAAGGACGUGCCGCAUCGCCUCACACAAAGAACGAGUUCGUUCUCUAGUUCGGGUAGCCGCCCGAAUAACUUAAAACAUUUAACUCAUGACACGAGAGAAGUAUUCACUAAGCGGAGCCCUUCAGACGUCGCGUGUGUACCGCCUUUCGAGAGAGAGAUACAAAGGCUGCUCGAUGAUAAAAGUUUAAUUAAAAUCAAUUCGCCAAAGGCCGAGAGAAAGGACUUAAAAUUAGAAUUAAGGGCGACGAACUCGUCAGUGGAGUCGGUUCGCAACUGCAACAACAACAACAGCAGCCCGCUGCACGCCGUGGGGCUGGCCGCCAUCACGCAGCUGGCGCGCCACGAGGCCGCCAGUCCUGGCCGCGGCCGACCCGCGCCCUCCCCCCUCAAGCCCUCCGGGGACUUCCCCGGCGUGCUGCCUACCGACGUCGUCGUGGAGCUACCGUCGCCCGAGCACUCCGCCGAGCGUAUUUCCGCGCCGAAUUCUAGAAAAGUGGAAGCUGCUUUAUCAAAAGAAAAACAAGAGAAUGACAUACAAGACAGACUACGGAACCGGGUGACCACUUCUAACCACAGAGAAAUGGGUAUCUACGGCGAAAGUCAGUCCGAAUGGAGCUCGUCAUGCUCGGAGGGCGAGGGCGACGCGGACGGCUGCCAGCCCGAGAGCACGGGCUACACGACGGACGACCCGGCGCUGGAGAACGUGUCCAUGCUGAACGAGGGCGGGCUGACGGACGCGGAGGCGGCGCUCAGCGACGUCAACUCGUGCUACUUCGACCGCGACGACGACGUGUCCUCGCGCGCCUCGUCGCGCCUGCUGGACUCCGAGGCGCUGGUGUCGCUGGAGUCGCUCAGCGCCAUCUACGACUCGGACGAGCCCGCGCACCGCUACCUGGCCAACAUCCGCACCGUCAGCGAGUCCAUCACCAGGAACUUCGGCCAGCCCGCGCACGUCACGGACGGCGAGAGCGACGUGUAGCCGAGCCGCCCCCUCGUAUCGCUCCGUACGAUGAGUCUGUAUCAUGCUCUCUAAAAGUAAAUAUGAAUACUCAGAAAGUUUUAUUUUGUAUUAAAUAUUUACGAUUUUAAAUUAGUCGAAUCGAAUUAUCUUAUCGUUUGUACGUUUUAAUUUUAAUCGAUCGUUGCUAUUCGAACUGCUGACGUGCCUCGUUGUUGUUUAAACGAAACUUAUUUGUACUUUAUAUUGUGUAAAUUGUCAAUAUGUACCUAUUAAUAUCACUGUAUAAUAUUCAUUGUAAAUUUGCGAGUGUCAUGUGAUGGCGGCUCGAUUCAUCUAGAAAUAUGCGGUGAUCUUUACAAUUAUAAGGUGCUCUGACUUAGAAUUAUUUGUUAUUUGUCUUGUGAUUAAGGAGUAGGUAUUUCAAUAUGAGCGACCAAUAUCUGUAAACAUCGGUGUUUAGUGUGAAGGGCUGGUCCCUGUACUGUAAAAUCUAUAGAAAUCAACAUAAACAAAAGUUCGCGUAUUCGACGAAAAUUUAGUGUGGUUUGAUAAUAAUGUAUUAUUUUGCAUUUGAACAUUACACGUUUAGUAAUAUUGUUACCACGUUUUAUUAUUCUAGAUUCUUGUAUACUUUUAUUUAUUAUUUAUCAUAUUAUAUA
Messenger RNA from Nymphalis io (European peacock), 6143 nucleotides. It is a transcript of the gene rut, whose product is annotated as Ca(2+)/calmodulin-responsive adenylate cyclase. Gene Ontology annotation, biological process: intracellular signal transduction; adenylate cyclase-activating G protein-coupled receptor signaling pathway; cAMP biosynthetic process. The coding region runs from base 367 to 5502 and encodes 1711 amino acids. Gene Ontology annotation, molecular function: adenylate cyclase activity. Lineage: Eukaryota; Metazoa; Arthropoda; Insecta; Lepidoptera; Nymphalidae. Gene Ontology annotation, cellular component: plasma membrane. The record is from RefSeq and is a predicted model, not a curated record. The transcript has 22 exons.